AUGGCGGAGCUGGAUGUCGGGCGGCACUGCCAGGUGGCGCACUGCCGGCAGCGAGAUUUUCUUCCAUUCGUAUGUGAUGGUUGUUCAGGAACAUUUUGCCUUGAGCACAGAAGCAGAGAGUCACAUGGCUGUUCUGAGGUGUCUGUAGUCAAGGAGAGGCUGAAGUCAGACACACAUGCAUCUUACCCAUGUGCGUUCAAGGGCUGUGCUGAGAAAGAGCUUGUACCAGUGACCUGUCCUCACUGUGAGAAGAACUUUUGCCUGAGACACCGUCACCAGUCAGAUCAUGAAUGUGAAAAACUGGAACUCCCCAAGCCGCGCAUGGCUGCCACUCAGAAACUUGUUAGAGACAUUAUUGAUUCCAAGACAGGGGAGACAGCGAAUAAGCGACGGAAGGGUGCAAAAAAUAGCGCAACAGCUGCCAAGGUGGCACUGAUGAAGUUAAAGAUGCACGCUGCCGGGGAGAAGUCACUGCCCCAGACGGAAAGAGUCUACUUGCAGGUGUUCUUACCCAAGGGGAGCAAAGAGAAGAGCAAACCCAUGUUCUUCUGUCACCGAUGGAGCGUGGGGAAGGUCAUCGACUUUGCAGCUUCUUUAGCCAGUCUCAGAAACGACAAUAACAAGUCCACGGCCAAGAAGCUAAGGCUCUGUCACAUGACCUCUGGGGAAGCGUUGCCCUUGGACCACACGCUGGAAGCCUGGAUGGCCAGGGAGGACUGUCCUCUGUACAACGGCGGGAACGUCGUCCUGGAAUAUCUUAGUGAGGAAGAACAGUUCUUAGAGGAUGUCGACGCUUACUUGGAAUAG
Messenger RNA from Pipistrellus nathusii (Nathusius's pipistrelle), 807 nucleotides. Lineage: Eukaryota; Metazoa; Chordata; Mammalia; Chiroptera; Vespertilionidae. The record is from the annotation of a GenBank genome assembly.